This is a messenger RNA of Chelmon rostratus (copperband butterflyfish), 1441 nucleotides long. RefSeq names its product POP7 homolog, ribonuclease P/MRP subunit (gene pop7). Lineage: Eukaryota; Metazoa; Chordata; Actinopteri; Chaetodontiformes; Chaetodontidae. The transcript has 2 exons. Gene Ontology annotation, biological process: tRNA 5'-leader removal. Gene Ontology annotation, cellular component: nucleus; nucleolar ribonuclease P complex; ribonuclease MRP complex. Gene Ontology annotation, molecular function: nucleic acid binding. Bases 149 to 604 code for a protein of 151 amino acids. The record is from RefSeq and is a predicted model, not a curated record.
CCGGGGCACGCAGCUAGCUUGGCUAAAGCGAGUGCCACCGUCGCCCCGUACGCUAGCGAUGAGAAAAGAAAAAAGUGUUGCUUGAAAUUGUCUCCCAGAGCUCCCUUGCUCCCAGCUGCUGGCUAAGCACAUAUAUCCACUGAGAAACAUGACAGAGCCACGCAACCCAGGAAUGUCCUCUAUCCCUCAGACAGCCCCGGCGCACACUGACUCCACCUCCCCAGCUGUAGAGAUGGACCCAGUAGAGUACACCCUGAGGAAGCGCCUCCCCCGGAAACUCCCGAAGAGACGGAACGACGUCUACGUCAACAUGAAGACUGACUUCCGGGCUCAGCUGGCCCGCUGUCAGAAACUACUGGAAGGUGGGGGUCACAGGGAGAUCUGUGUCCAUGGCCUGGGUCUGGCCAUCAACAGGGCUAUCAACAUUGCCCUACAGCUGCAGGCCAGCAGCCAGGGGGCGCUACAGCUGGCGGCCAACACCUCCACGGUGGAGCUUGUGGACGAUCUGGAGCCUGAAGAUCCUGAUGAAGCUGGGGAGCCCAUGACGCGUACACGUAACAACUCAGCCAUUCAUAUUAAGGUUUUCUACCCUGAGCCUCAGUGACCUGAAAACAAUUGUGUUGGAUAUUGGUUUUCCAUUAGUCUUCAAGUCCUAUUUAUUCCCUCUUAAACCAGUCGACACACAUAACAUUGAUGUCUGGUGGGACAGUGUGUGUGGGAAGACCUAUAAUUACAGCACUAGAGGACUGCAGAACAGAGCAGACAACAGUGUGUUGGCUGUAUGUUUAUCAGUGAACUGUGUCGGACCACUCCAGUUGAGACAACUUUAUUUGACUUAAUAUAUAUUAUGAUCUUCUGUCAUGAGUCUUGUCAGUUGCAGACUGUUACUGUUCCUUUUUCAUAUUGCAUGUCAUGAAGCAACAGUGGUGUUUGCCAGAUGAAACCUCAGUGUGAUUUGAUAGCUGUAGAAAUGGCUGUGCCAAAUGUAUUAGCGCCUUUAAUUUUAACGCCUAUGGGUCUGUGUCAGUGUUUACAGUUUCAUGUCAGCCUGCUUUUAUAGAUAAAGAUAAUUACGAAAACUAAGGAAUCAUCAGUUUAAUGUCAAACAGGUGUUGUUGCAGUUAAUGUCCACUAGAUGUCAGUAGUCUGUUUAAAUUUGGUUUCAAAUCCUUGAACUGCUGGUGGUGUUAAUGUUCAAAAGUAAUGGAAAAGACAGUUUUCAGGAAGAUGGUGUAUUUGAUUUCUUGACAAAUUUUUUUUGCUGCAAUGUAUCUUUAACUAUUACCUCUGCAUCAGGGGCAGGAUGUUAGUAGAAUAAUGACACUCAUUAGAGCCAGUGAGGUCUGUGAUAGAAGCUUGUUUCCAGCCAUUAACAAAGUGCAGUUGCUUCUUAACUCCAAUGACGUGAACAAGGCAAAUAUAAUGAAUGAAAUGGACAGAC